Molecule: messenger RNA, 1784 nt
Organism: Rhipicephalus microplus (southern cattle tick)
Lineage: Eukaryota; Metazoa; Arthropoda; Arachnida; Ixodida; Ixodidae
Product: trithorax group protein osa
Biological process (GO): regulation of transcription by RNA polymerase II; positive regulation of DNA-templated transcription; chromatin remodeling
Cellular component (GO): brahma complex; SWI/SNF complex; nucleoplasm
Molecular function (GO): nucleosome binding; DNA binding
Source: RefSeq, a predicted model, not a curated record
CAGCGGCGGGUCACAGCCUCCUGAGUGACGCGUUUCCUGGCAUUACACCGCAUUUAGGCUGACCAUCGACGCGAAGAAAGGUUUAUGCGCUCAUGAUCACUGCGUGAGGUGGCCCGUCUUGACGUAUUUGACGGCUGACAGCGCGCGAAAAUUUGGCCCGAAACGGCAAAGCGGGGAAAAAGUUCACAAAAAGAGCCACCGUCGGCAGUAUUCGCACAUGAGUCACUGCGCGGUGUUGUCGCAAGUGCUUUGGUUUGUUAAUCACCCCAGAGAGCUUUACGGUGUUCGAAGAGUGGACGUAGGGCUGAAGAGGCAUUUAUUGGAGCCUUCGCUGCAUUUUUUCCGGGCUGAAAAAGGUUGGUUAUUGCUGUAGCGAGCGAAAAUACCGGUCCGCAGCGCCCCCCGCGAUGCGCUCCUUCCGCGGCCGCGGUUAAUUGCAAAAAAGUAGUCCCUCGCGUCGAAAAUUUAUGUCGGUUGCGGGUCGAUGCGCGGUGUUCUGUGCCAGUCGGACCAACUAUUUGAAGUGGAUUAUUGGAUCAAGUGGACAUCGACGGUGAUCUGUGACCCUGUGUGGACGAGACAAGCGUGCGGAGGGACUUGGUUAUCCUUACUUUCCUUCUCACAGAUGUUCCCGCUUUCGAAGUGGCCAGAAUAAUUGUGUGCGUGCGGUUGAUAAGGCCAUGCCCGUGUGAGCAUCGUUUUGCGGCUUUCCAAGCCAAAACACGUGGUGACUGUGAGCAUCGUCGAGGUCCGAGAUGCGCGCCGGACCUCCGGGGAGCCGGAUUACGUGCGCCGCGUGAGGAUGCGACCGUUCAGGGUGUGGGCUUAGUGGCAGUAUGGCAGCGCCAGCGCAGAGCCUGCUGAAUUGUGAACAAAAAACGGCAGACAGCGCGGAGCUGCCUCCUCCCGGAUCCGGCGGAGGACUCAAGAAUGGUGCUUCGGGCGAAGAGCUCAGCGCGGACGAAAUUCCGGCUGGCGUGAUGGUGAACAACCGGGUGAAAUCUCCGAGCAACGCCAGCGGACACAUCGGCCGAGAACUGACAAUGGAUAACUUCCAAGAUGGAGGUACCCACCAGCUGAACGCUAGGCCUAGCGCUGUCGCCGGCGAUCCGGCUGCUUUUGCCGAUCGACAGCGACUCGGUUCCGACUUCCGAGCCUACAAUCCGAACCUGAGGGAUUCUGUGAUGGGAGGCGAGGAGUUCCGGAACUCUCCGGAUGGCAUGAAUCACGUUCCGGUGCCCGGUUACGGUACGGGGUAUGCGGACCGGGGAGGCUACAUGGCGAGCCAACAUGGCGGCCCCAAUCUACCUGGGAACGCCAACGACCCUGCUCAGAGCAAGCUCUACCAGCAUUACAACCAGCAGCACAUGAGGCCCGGCUAUCCGCAGGGCCCGCGGGCCGCGAUGGGGCCCAUGGGGGGACCGCAGCGGCCGGGCUCCAUGAUGCCCUGCUACCCGCCGAGCGCCAACGGUGGCGGUGCACCGCCGCAACGUUUCCUCUCGGGACCGAGCCUGAGCCAGCAGGGUGGACCCACGCCUACGCUCAAUCAGCUGCUGCAGUCGCCGAACCCGCUACAUCGCUACCAGAACAGCUACGGCGAGUACAACUCCAUGCACAAGGGCAUGGCAGACGUGGGACAGCAGUACUCGCCGUGGGCCCGUGGCUCCUACCCGCAGCAGAUCGCCGCUCCCAUGUACAGGCCACCGGUGAGUUGCCCUGCACGAAAAAAAUCACACAGUGUCGUCGUAGAUCGCGCGAUCGGGCAGCAGCUUGCACGUCCGUGA